GUUAACUGCCACACCUCCCAUUUCCAAAUUUGUUUGUUUCUUUCUUUUCAUGACCUAUCUAGCUUCCUCUCCUUUGGUUUUCCUGUGUUUCCUUCAUCCCCAAGGAAACCCGGAACCAGCGCUGGGUUUCUCUUUGGAUCAUCUCUUUUGCUUUCCCGCAGAUUCUUGAUCUCUAAAAGCUCAAAAUGGCACCCACUCUGCAUCCGAUAAUACUUUGUAUUGCAUGUUUAGGAUUCUUCACGUCCCAUGUUCUUGCAAAAACAGAUAGCCAAGAUGUUUCGGCUCUUAAUGACGCUUAUAAGAGCAUGAACUCUCCUUCAAAACUCAAUGGCUGGUCUUCGAGUGGAGGUGAUCCUUGUGGUGACUCAUGGGAUGGCAUUACUUGCAAGGGCUCUUCUGUUACUGAAAUAAAGGUGUCAGGACGUGGACUCAGUGGAUCUUUAGGUUACCAGCUUGCAAACUUGAAAUCACUCACUUACCUUGAUGUAAGCAAGAACAAUCUUAACGGAAACUUACCUUACCAGCUUCCUGAGAAUCUUGUUUAUCUAGAUGGCUCUGAGAAUGACUUCAACGGUAAUGUGCCAUACUCUGUGUCUCUCAUGAACGACCUCACUUACCUAAACUUUGGUCGUAACAACCUCAAUGGUGAACUUAGUGACAUGUUUCAAAAGCUUCCAAAACUUGAAACAAUUGAUCUGUCUUCUAAUCAACUCACAGGAAAGCUACCACAGAGUUUUGCUAACCUAACAGGACUUAAAACAAUUCAUUUGCAAGACAAUCAAUUUAAAGGCUCUAUAAAUUCACUCAGGGACCUUCCUCAAAUCGAUGAUGUAAACGUUGCAAACAAUCAGUUUACUGGUUGGAUCCCAAACGAGCUGAAGAACAUUGGAAACCUUGAGACUGGAGGAAACCGUUGGUCAAGCAGUAGACCUCCCUCACCACCUCCAGGGACUCGCCGCGUAGACAGAAACUCAGGAGGCGUUGGAUUAAGCAACAAGGCUCUAACCACAGGUCUUAUAGUAGCAGCAUCCACUAUAGGUGGACUCAUUUUCACAGCAGGAGUGAUUGCAUUAUUCGCUAGAAGAAAGAACUUUCAUCACUCUUCUCACUUUUUCGACGAAGAGAAAGGAGGAACCAACAGAAGCAAACCGCUCUUCACACCACAGCCCUCUCAGGUGCUUCAGUACGACUCUAUGGAUGACUUCAAAGGCCAAAAGACAGUAGAUUCCAAUGCUUCAACUGAGACAAAACCUUCUUCUGUUAGAAGAACAUCAUCAGUCAGUUUCAAGAACUCUCCCACUUUUCAUCUCAUACCUUCUUCAACACCAGUGGCUGCAACCUCUGGUCGUUUCUCUAGCCUUGAAGACUCUCCUGACACGCGCGGUGUCAAAGCGUUUACGCUUGUGGAGCUGCAGAACUCUGCUUCUGGCUUCUCCCCUAAUCGCCUUAUUGGUGAAGGAACUCUUGGACGUGUGUAUAAAGCUAAAUAUGAAGAUGGAAGGAAGUAUGCAGUGAAAGAGAUUGAUUCUUCACUGUUAGGGAAAAGGAAUGUGGAAGAUUUUUCACACAUAGUGUCCAACAUCUCCAGCAUUCACCACCCUAACAUGGCUGAGCUUGUUGGUUAUUGUUCAGAACAAGGAAGGAACAUGCUUGUUUAUGAGUAUUUCACUAGUGGGUCACUUAACAGGUUCCUUCACCAGACCGAUGAUUUCAGCAGACCGUUAACUUGGAACACAAGAAUCCGAAUCGCUCUCGGAACUGCUCAAGCUAUAGAGUACCUUCAUGAAGUGUGUUCGCCUCCAUUAGUUCACAAGAACAUCAAGUCAUCAAACAUUUUACUUGACAGUGAGCUAACUCCUCACCUCUCAGACUAUGGCUUGGCAAACUUUCACCAUCGCACAAGUCAGAACCUUGGAGUUGGAUACAAUGCUCCAGAAUGCACAGAUCCUUCAGCUUACACAUUAAAGAGUGAUGUCUACAGCUUUGGUGUGGUGAUGCUGGAGCUGCUAACCGGUCGAAGGCCUUAUGACAGUGAAAGGCCCAAAGCAGAACAGUCACUAGUUCGUUGGGCAAAGCCGCAGCUUAAAGAGAUGGACACUCUGGAGGAGAUGGUUGAUCCGUCCUUGUGUGGACUCUAUGUUCCAGAAUCUGUCUCGGCAUUUGCGGAUAUAGUUUCCAUCUGCGUAAUGUCGGAGCCUGGACUUAGGCCACCAGUGUCAAACGUGGUGGAGGCGUUGAAGAGGCUAGUAUAGUCUAGUGCCUCAAGUUGUGUAUGUCACGGAUAAGAAGAAGAAGAAUAACUGUUUGGGAGAAUGAGGCUAAAACCUAAGAAACUUCUGAUCAAACUUGAGCUCAAGAAGCUAUUGGAUUUAGGUUUGUAUAGAGUGAAAGGUGGUAUAAAAAUGGUGGAGGAAAAGAUAGAGACAGAGAUUGUAUUAUUCAGUUUUAUGUUUUGUUUUGUUUCAGGUCAUGAUUGUCUAACAUUUAGGUUAAUCUUUUAUACAUUUGAGGAGAAGUAAAAGAAAAAACG
Brassica oleracea var. oleracea is the source of this 2530-nucleotide messenger RNA. RefSeq names its product protein STRUBBELIG-RECEPTOR FAMILY 4. Bases 186 to 2252 code for a protein of 688 amino acids. NCBI's taxonomy places the organism in Eukaryota, Viridiplantae, Streptophyta, Magnoliopsida, Brassicales, Brassicaceae. The record is from RefSeq and is a predicted model, not a curated record. Gene Ontology annotation, molecular function: protein binding; protein kinase activity; ATP binding. Gene Ontology annotation, biological process: protein phosphorylation. The transcript is spliced from 15 exons.